Messenger RNA from Schistosoma rodhaini, 1622 nucleotides. The record is from the annotation of a GenBank genome assembly. NCBI's taxonomy places the organism in Eukaryota, Metazoa, Platyhelminthes, Trematoda, Strigeidida, Schistosomatidae.
AAUGUUAAAUGCGAUUCAAAUUUCAAUACCUUCCAAAUCCUUUGCGCGCCCUGUUGCAAAAUUGUAAUAAUUAUCUAUAUUUGUUAGUGAGCCAACCAGAAACAAAUCGAUUGUCCUCUGAUCCUGUUUCAAACGAAGAUAAUAGUAAUAAUGAAUGUAGUAGUGAUUGUGGGUUAGUGAAUAAUCUCAAUGCUCUACCUCCUACACCAAUUAAUUCUCAUUUCCCAUGGAGUCAAAAUAAUCAGAACUUCACAGAAGAAUUGCGUCGACAAUCAUCUCUUUCACGAGGUCUAGGUUCAGUUCGUAGCGGGAGACGUGAUUCUUCAAGAGAUAGGCAUAAAAUGUACAAAACCCUACCAUCUGGAGUAGUCAAUAAAAUAAUGUGCUUUCCAAUGGUAGACUUGAAAUUCGUAAAUACGGGUUCCAGAAUUCCUACAGUCAAGCUAAAAUUUGAUGAUCCCAGAAGAUUUUUCGAUUCAAAUUUCCGGUAUGAUGACGUAAAACUCAUCCAAAAUGUAUACACACAUAUUCGUCAGAGACGUAAAAGAGCUUCAUUUUAUUAUAACCCAUGUAAUCCUGAGAGUACUAAAUCAUCAGAACCAAAUGUUCGUUACAACUACACUAUGCAAAGAUCACAAGUGAUACAGGUAGUCCAGGCUGAUAAGUUGAUUUUCUACUCUGAGGUAUAUAUAUAUAACCCACCAUCAUUUAACUUCUCGUGUGUAUGAAUCCUUUAGCUUGUUUCCAUAAAUUCGUUAACCGUACUUAAUGUAACUGCUACCUUUAUGAAGGUAAAGCAUAUCUACACCUACUACUAACAACGUUUCAUCCCAUACUAAUCAAGUGUGUUGUGACAAUUUUUCACUGGUUACACAACAGCAAAUUAUAAAAUUGUCACUUAUCUGCAAUUCUUCCUUGAUUUUUGCGUCAUUAGGUAAAGGAUAAUACUGGCCGCUUGGGACAAUCAAAUUUGCGUUCAACUGUUGGUCGUCAAUUAAAACGUCACAUACAUAAUACUCGUAUCGCGAUGUCGGCGACGCAAAACAAUGAACUAACUGAACUUGUAAACAAUAAUAAUAAUGAUGAUGACGAUGGAUUUGCUGAUCCACCAACUCCAACAAAUGAACCGAAUGAUGAUGAAGAGAAACAACAGUACAAAUAAAUAUUUUCCGCCUUCUUUUUAACUUUGAAUCUAAAUUGCUUUGACUUUUUUACCCUAGUUAGUAACUUUUGUAUCGAACUAAUAAUAUAUUCAUCUAUUUGCUUUCUUUUUUAAAAUAACUUUUUUUCAGAAAACAAGAUUAUAUAUAUUCAUAAUAUAUUUUGUGCCAAAAUUUUAAUCUGGGAUUUAAUAAAUGAUUGGUAAUAAAAUUUUCUUUUGGUUAAAAAUAAAGAAAGUAUAUUCUAUUGAUUUGUUUCCUCCUUUUUUAUUGCAUCAAUAUCCUUGUAUGAAGCAUCAUGACUAGAAUUGUUGUGGAUAUUUGUUUGAUCACAAGUAUUAUCUUUAUUUGAACGCUUAAGAAAUUGCAUCAUUAUAUUUGAGCUACCAUAAGAUUUAAUCAUUUUCCUGUAAAUAAGUAAUGGAAAAUAAAAAUAAUUCAUAUUGAAUUCAAUUUGUUGGU